AUGAUAUCGGAGACGCCAUCAGUUCAUGUUGAACAAACCUCGAAGGUUGUAAAUCACCAGGAAUGUGAAUUUAAUACAAUGAUAGAAGUAAAUAAUUUACAGAAAAAGCCUGAACAGAUUAAUCAUGAAAAUGACUCUUCAUCACAAGAACAGUCUAAUGAAACAAAAACACAACCAUUAACCUCGAUUCAACAAGAGAAAACAACAAUAAUUUCUGAAAAUGUGAUACAACCAAUGACGCCAUCUGAUACGGGCCCAGUGGAAUUAUUCAAAUACAUUUUUUCAUCGACGCCAAGAAUGCUUUUUGUAUUAUAUUUACUUAUUCUUUUCACUUGGAGUUAUUUACAAAGAUCACCUUUAAUAUUGCUUAGCCUAGGAGUAGCAUUUGGUUAUUUUCUUAGAGCAAACACAGUGACAAACGAAGUAAAAGAAAAAAUUGUGAUGGUGAAAGAAACAAAUAUGUCAAGAAGUUUAAGCUCAGUUGAGUUACUAAAAUCAGCGGAAAAAGUAAAAUCGACAGAUCUUACAAUCACACCAAAAAUUGAUAAGGCUUUAAAUAAAGCAUUUAAAUAUAUUACACGUGAUAUCAUAGAAUUUUAUUAUGAUCCAAUGAAUCCUAACAAGGAUACAGAAUUUUCAAUUCAAGUCCAAAACUCUAUGAAUGUAAUGGCAAUGAAUUUAGCUUUAUGUUUCCAAAACUUAGAUAAAGUAGAAUUAGGUAUAAUGUCGAGUUUCGCAAUCUCAAAUACAUUUAUUGUUCAUUUGCGAGAAUAUAGAAAAUUUAUAGCAACAAAUAAAUCUUUGAGUGAUUAUUGUAGACAAAAUGAAUCUUCUGUACUUGCCCAGUCAACCGACAGAAAAUCUCAAGCACAAAUACUUCGCUCGGUAUCUCAUUUGGUGCUUGCAAGACUAUUACCUUCAUCAGAAGUACAUAGUUGUAUUUUAAUGGCUUUUUUAUCUGAACUUUGGGCAAAUCAAAUAUUCCAAACAACGCUCGAUACUGUUUGCGAUCCUGAUUGGAUUAAUUGUACUAUUGUUGAAUAUUUAACUGAUAUAUCUCCAAUAGAUGCAAUUGAUGACGAAGAUGCUAAUUUGUUUCAUGAGUUGGCAAAUUCGAUAGAAGCUGCUGAAUUAGCUGAGAAAUUAAAGCACCCUUCUGAUUCUUCAGACUUUAUAGAUCUUACGCCCGCAAUACCUCAUGAGGUUCCAAUUGAAAAUCGAUCACCUAAUUUGAGUAAUGGUUCAUCAAAAAUUCAAACGAAUCAAUCGUUGAUUGAAUCACCUACAUCAUCGCAAUUAAAUUCGUUUAUGGAUUCUAAAACCGAAAUUAAUGAUGAACCAACAGAAUUUGUUACGAAAAUAACGGAAAAUGUUUCUUUGCCGGAUGCUCCUAACCGUCCUACUUUAAGUUCCAAUAAAUCAACUUAUUUACAAAAAAUUCUAAAUAAACCGGAAGUUUUUGCAGAGUUUAUGGCUUUUCUUGAAGAAAGGAAAAAGGCUAACUUAUUAAGAUUUUGGCUUCAGGCCGAUUCAUUCCGGAAAAUUGCAACUGAUGAAGUUAAUAUUAAAUUGAUUCAAGAAGAUGCUUUAGGAAUAUUCAAAACUUAUUUCGGUGAAACCGCGACUUAUCCCGUAAACGUUGUCGAAGAAGGAUUGAUUAGACAAUGUGCGAGUGAGAUAUCAAAAUCACCAUCAAGUCAUUGUUUCGCAAUGGUAGAGGAAUAUGUUUUUGACACUUUGGAAAGAGAUUAUUUCGAUGAUUUUAUACAAUAUAUGAAAACUCAGGGAGAAGAUAUGAGCUUUUUGAUCGAACAUAAACCCGUGCAGAAAGAUAUACUUCCACCUGAAGAUAAAUCGAGUUUUUUAUCAGGAGCUUUAGUCGCAGAAAAGUUUUUUAGACGGUUCAAUACAGUGGACAAUUCUGUCUUAUCUCCUGAAGGAAUUAAUACUUCUGAACAUUUAAAAGUUCCGAGACGAUCUAGAUCUUGGUCAAAUGAUAUUUAUGACGAAACUUUGGAAGAUUUGAAUGAAAAUAUCCUUGACAAUUCCGACGCAAAAUCUACUAAAUCUUCCCAAUCUACUAAAUCUGCUACGUCAGAAAGAUCAUAUGAGGUUGACGAUACAACUGAAAGUGAUCGUGAAUCGAUAUCAGACCAACCAAAAAUUCCAAUGAUGGAUUUAACAGGAGUCCGUAUAAAAAUGACGGAUGUUUCCGAAUCACCAAAUAAAUACAUUUAUUCUACAAAAUCAUUAGGUUAUAUGAUUGAAGUUGAACAACCUGGAUCAACAGGGUGGAUUAUGACAAGAAGUUAUGCAGAUUUUGAAAAAUUGCAUCAAUCUUUGGUACAAACUUUUCCCAAAGCUGAGAAAGUAACUAUGCCUCGGCUAAUGCUAAAAAAGAAUCAAGAAGCUUGCAAAGCCUUAGAAAGAUACUUAAACAUUUUAUUAAGCGAUGUAAUGCUUUGCGAAAGCGAAGCUCUCCAGAAAUUUAUGAAAAGAGAUGGACUACCAAAAGAGAAAUUAGAGAAAACAACUAAUAAAAUAACUAAAGGUUUAUCCAUAUUGUCAGUUCCAAAAUCUAUGUCUAUGGUGAAUCUAGUUGGUUCUUCCAGGAAUCAACACAAUCGUACAAGUUCAAGUUUUGAAGAAUCAUUUUCUCCGAAAAAAUCCUCCGAGUUAUUUUCUAGGUCGGAAUCUACAGCCCUAAGGAAAAUUUCUGAUCUUUUACCAAGAAUUUCUACAGAUUUUUCAAGAUUUUCUGAUGAAAUAAAUGGAAAGAAUUCAUCUUCCUCAAUGACUAGUGUAACUCGACCUAGUAUUGAAACAAUCAAUUCAACAUGGGGAUCUAGUCGAACUGGCACUCCAACAACAGCUACAAGUGAAAGUGAUUCAUCUUCAAUUGUUAUGGUGGAUGCUCCUUCAAAUCGAUCUUCAAUUGUAGAUAAACUUGAAAAUUCAUAUGAUGUUGCAUUGGAGUCUGAUAAUGCCAAUUUUAUAUCAAAACGUCGAGCACGACCAAAUAAACAGUUGACAGGUCAAGAUAUUGAUCUUUUAAUUGAUACAGUUUUUGCUAUUGUUGAAGAAAUAUUUGAUUUAUCAGUUAAAUCUCAAUGGCAUCUUCGUAAAACUGUAUUGUCAGUUUUAAGAGAAGUUGUAAGAAGAUCAUAUACAGAGGCAAUUAAAGCUUCGUUCUUAAUGUAUAUCAAUACUUUAUCUACUGAAGAAAAAGUAACAUCAAUAAUUGAAAAUUUUAUGAAUUCGUUUUGGCCAAAUGGUAUUUGGUCAGGGCAGUCAACUUUACGUUCUGAAGAAGAAAAAUUAAAAACUAAAGAGGAAGCAAAAAAAUUACUUUUACAAAAAGCCAUACCAAGUUCUAUAAAACAAGUUAUGGGAAAUGAAAAUUCUAGGAUUAUGGUUGGUAAAUUAGUUGAUGGAUUUUUAGCUGAAAAGGAAGUUAUUAGAGGUAUGGAUGUUAAUAUUUUGGAAAGUAUAUUAAAACUUAUUAUUGCUAAAAAUUGA
Molecule: messenger RNA, 3519 nt
Organism: Funneliformis mosseae
Lineage: Eukaryota; Fungi; Glomeromycota; Glomeromycetes; Glomerales; Glomeraceae
Source: the annotation of a GenBank genome assembly